Laetiporus sulphureus 93-53 is the source of this 618-nucleotide messenger RNA. RefSeq names its product BPG-independent. Gene Ontology annotation, molecular function: manganese ion binding. Gene Ontology annotation, cellular component: cytoplasm. NCBI's taxonomy places the organism in Eukaryota, Fungi, Basidiomycota, Agaricomycetes, Polyporales, Laetiporaceae. Gene Ontology annotation, biological process: glucose catabolic process. The coding region runs from base 1 to 618 and encodes 205 amino acids. The transcript is spliced from 5 exons. The record is from RefSeq and is a predicted model, not a curated record.
AUGGGCAACUCAGAGGUCGGGCACAUGAACAUCCGCGCUGGGCAAGUCUUCUGGCAAGAUAUCGUGAGGAUCGAUGUGUGGAUCAAGAAGUGCCAGUUCCACAAGAACGAGGCCAUUGUCUCGGACGGUGGCGUGAACUCGCACAUUAACCACCUGUACGCGCUACUCCAGGUCGCGAAAGAGGUCGUCAUGCCCCACGUUUACAUCCACUUCUUCGGCGAUGGGAGUAUCACCGCGCCCCGCUCGGCUGCAGGAUAUGUCAAAGGUCCCCCGCGAUCACUGAGAAGAAGAAGUAUGGCCAGAUCAGGACCAUCGUGGGCCGCUGCUACGCAAUGGACCGCGACAAGUGUUGCGAGCAUCGCCGUGGAUGUCCUCAUGAAAGGUGAUGAGACGGACGAAUUCUUGGAGCCUAUCGUUGUGAACCGUGAUAAGGCCCUCGUCAAGGAUGGCGACACAGUCUUCUUCUUCAACUGCCGCUCUGACCGGAUCCGGGGGAUUGUCACCGUGCUUGGCCUUCCCGAUAAACCCACGGAGGUCGAUGUGCCGAAAGGCCUGCACUAUGUCACAAAUACCACGCCGAGUUCCCUUUCCCGGUUGCUUUUCCUCCGCAACCGAUGA